AUGAAUGGAAAAGCUAUUACAUCAUGGGACGUGUCAUUACCUUCCAAGAGGACAAACGACACACCAAGGGAAUAUUAUCUCAAAGGGCUUACUGAAGCAAGUAAUUGGAUUCGUGUUGCAAAAAAAAUUAAAUUGAAUUUUUUCGAAAAGAAAAAUAAAUCAAACAGAGCUCAUAAUUUUGAAAAGUACCUUUUAUUUCCAUUUGUCAAAUGCAUCGACUCAAUUCUAGAAAUAGCGCGAAUUCUUCCGCCACCUUACAACAAGCGAUUGACAGCUGUCAAUCCAAGAAUCAGAAGGCACGUAGAAAAGACCCGCAAUUUUCCCGCUCCAUUGCAGUAG
This is a messenger RNA of Echinococcus granulosus, 339 nucleotides long. RefSeq lists its product as hypothetical. NCBI's taxonomy places the organism in Eukaryota, Metazoa, Platyhelminthes, Cestoda, Cyclophyllidea, Taeniidae. The transcript is spliced from 4 exons. The coding region runs from base 1 to 339 and encodes 112 amino acids. The record is from RefSeq and is a predicted model, not a curated record.